Lates calcarifer (barramundi perch) is the source of this 5821-nucleotide messenger RNA. RefSeq names its product pikachurin. The record is from RefSeq and is a predicted model, not a curated record. The transcript is spliced from 25 exons. Bases 513 to 3716 code for a protein of 1067 amino acids. NCBI's taxonomy places the organism in Eukaryota, Metazoa, Chordata, Actinopteri, Centropomidae. Gene Ontology annotation, molecular function: protein binding; calcium ion binding.
UUAGACGCUUAUUAUCCUCUUAGCUCUAAAUGGCCCCACGUUCCUGCACUUCGCUGUCCAUCUCAUCUGCUGUCUAAGACGCGGACCCGGAGCGUGACACGAAAGCGAGAUUCAUGCGUAAAAAAAAAAAAAAAAAAAGAUACGUGCCCACCAUUCAGUAGCGUUACUCGUUGCGCGUUACGCGUGAAUUGUCGGGACAACCCCUCUCCGUCGUCUUGUCAGCGCGCCCGUCCGGGGCACUGUGGCAGUCUGCCCGUCCGUUAAUGUGUCCAACCCACUGAUCUUUUGCAGACUGUAAUCUUAUCAGUGUCAAACCGUAGCUGCCCUUUCCUCUCGGGCAGUCUCUGCCUGCCCUUUCGGAUGGCGUUUGCGCCAAAAUUUGGAUCUAAAAACGAUUUUUAACAGAAAACUUUUAUCAGCAAAGGGAUCAGUUGAAUUUACAGUUACGGGCGCGUUUGAGUGUGUGAUAAAAUGAACAUUUGACCGUUUAAAACUUUCGACCAGAAGAAGACAUGGAGUCUACAUGUAAAGAAAGGAGUCUUCUAUACUUACUCCUCUUUGCAAUAUGCACGUCCAGCGUUUGCUUUUGUGCAAGAAGAUCAAAUGUUCGAAGAUCUGAUCGUCUGAGUCCUCCAUUAGACAUCCAGCUGGAGACAAUCAACUGCACCGCCUUCAGUGUACGAUGGAAGAUGCCCCGGCGACAUGUUAGCACCAUCACUGGAUACAAGGUCUUCUAUACAGAGAUGAGGAAUGGGAAUCCAAUAGGUACAGCAUCUUUGAUGGAGGUGCCUCUCAGCUUGGACAUGUUGACCACUGGACAAUUUGAUGGACAAGCAAGCUUUGAUGUGGACAUCGGUAAACUAAAGGUGAACACUAAGUACAGAGUCAGUGUCGGAGCAUAUGGCUGGGCAGGGGAGGGUAGACCCAGCAUGCCCAGAGACAUCAGCACGGCAUCACAUGAAAUGUGCAUGCCCCCAUCGCCCCCCACUCAGCCUGUUGUCAUGGCUGUGUCUGACACAGAGCUUGCGUUGUCAUGGCAGCAAGGAGAGAGCGAGGGAAGCGCACCUGUCCUUCACUUCCUGGUGGCGUACAUCAGGCCAGAAAUGGACACAGAGUGGACAUAUAUUCGUGAGCCCAUUCAGACCAACUCCAUGGUUUUGAAAGGGUUGAUACCGGAAACAGAGUACCAGUUUGUUGUCAGGGCGGUUAACGUGCACGGAGUUAGCCCACCCAGCCACAUCAACAACCCUGUGCGCACUCUCGGCACAUCAGAAGUUGGCAGUGGUGAUUAUGGCCGUUACAUCACAGAUUCCAGGAUCAAAGAUGAUGAUGGCUUCGACAUUGAUGACUCAGACUAUGAUAUCUUUAUUGAGGAGUUGAAACCAUUCCCAGGUAUCAACCAGGACAACAAGAAGUCCCAGCUCCGUUCACACUCGGGUCCUCCAUCUGGUCGGAACGUUGUUUACCGUAUGAACACCAGAGCUCCUCCUAAUGUUACUGCCCCACCUGUUUCCACCACCACCUCGUCCAUCUUCGCAGACUUCACAGAUCUGAUUUUCUCAACCACUUCAGAGCCCAGUACCACCCCUGACAUCACAACCACUGCCCCACCUGCCACUACCAGCGUCACUUUGCCAACCACCACCACCACCCCAACCAUGUCCCCUUGGAAAGGUGAAGUGCCUCGGGUGUAUGACCUGACCUGCGAUGAUACUGUGUGUCCCCCCGACAGCUUCUGUCUCAGUGAUUAUGACAGUGGAGGUUCACGCUGCCACUGUAACCUCGGACGCAGAGGGGACACUUGCUCUGAGGUGGUAUUGGUGAACUUUCCCAGGUUCUAUGGCCACUCUCACAUGACAUUUGAACCCUUGAAAAACUCUUACCAGACCUUUCAAAUCACUCUGGAGUUCAAGGCAGACUCUGAGGAUGGCUUGUUACUAUACUGCGGUGAGAAUGAGCAUGGCCGUGGAGACUUUACCUCUUUGUCCCUGGUGCGAGGCAAGCUGCACUACAGGUUUAAUUGUGGCACGGGAGCAGCUCAGAUAGUCAGUGAGAGUCGUAUUGUUCUUGGCCAGUGGCACACAGUAACUGUCUUCAGAGACGGCAUGAGUGGCUGGCUGCGUAUGGACAAUGACACCCCUAUAUCUGGGCGCUCACAGGGCCAGUACACGAAGAUCACUUUCCGCUCCCCGCUGUAUGUUGGGGGAUCGCCGAGUGUGUAUUGGUUGGUCAGGGCAACAGGGACAAAUCGUGGCUUUGUUGGCUGCGUCCAGAGUCUGACCAUCAACAACAAGGCCACAGAUAUCAGACCCUGGCCUCUGGGCAGAGCUCUGAGUGGAGCUGAUAUAGGUGAGUGCAGUGACAGUGUGUGUGACCUGGUCAGCUGUGCCAACGGCGGCACCUGCUUUGCAAACCGUGCUGAUGGCUACAUCUGCCUGUGCCCGCUCGGCUUCAGGGGAGCACUCUGUGAGGAGAGUUUUUCACUCUCUUCACCACUCUUCAAUGAGACAGCGUUUUCAUACGCUGUCAUCCCCUGGCCUCUGUCCUCUCAGAGUUACCUGUCCUUCAUGGAGUUCGAGCUGACUUUCCGGCCGUCGAUGCCUGACGGGACGCUGCUGUACAGUGAUGAUGCAGGCAGUGCAGACUUCCUGUCUAUAAACCUGGUGAACAGAUAUGUAGAGUUUAGAUUUGACUGCGGCUCUGGAGGAGCGAUCAUAAGGAGUGAGGAGCAGAUCAGUCUGGACGCAUGGCAUGAGCUGAGGGUGUCUCGCACAGCAAAGAGUGGCAUCCUACAGGUGGAUAGUCAGAGGCCAAUGGAAGGAAUUGCUGAGGGAGCCUUCACUCAGAUCAACUGCAGUUCACCUCUCUAUAUUGGAGGGGUACCAGAAUAUGAUAAAACCAAGAGGACGGCAGGUGUAAUAAAACCCUACACUGGAAUUAUUCAGAAGCUGAUACUCAAUGACCGCACCAUUCCAAUUACUACUGGCUCUGCUGGUGGUGUUAAUGUAGCAAAUUCGGCACACCCAUGUGUGGAAAGUCCCUGCGCCAACGGUGGGACCUGCAGACCUAAGUGGGAUGGAUAUGAGUGUGACUGCCCCCUAGGGUAUGAUGGCAGGCACUGCCAGAAAGAGUGUGGGAAUUACUGUUUGAACACUGUGACUGAAGCCAUUGAGAUCCCACAGUUCAUUGGGCGAAGUUACCUGACUUACGACAACAGAGACAUCCUUAAAAGGGUUUCUGGGUCCAGGUCCAACCUCUUCAUGCGGUUUAAAAGCACAGCCAAGGAUGGCUUGUUGCUGUGGCGAGGAGACAGUCCAAUGAGGCCCAACAGUGACUUCCUGUCUAUGGGGCUUCAGGAUGGUGCACUAAUCUUCAGUUAUAACCUGGGCAGUGGGGCAGUUAACAUCAUUGUCAAUGGGACCUUUAGCGAUGGAAAGUGGCACAGAGUCAAAGCUGUGAGGGAUGGCCAGUCAGGGAAGCUGACAGUGGAUGACUAUGGAGCGAAGACAGGCAGGUCUCCUGGCAAGAUGAGACAACUCAAUAUCAACGGACCCUUAUAUGUUGGUGGCAUGAAAGAGAUAGCUCUUCAUACAAACAGGCAGUACAUUGGAGGCUUAGUGGGCUGUGUGUCCCACUUCACACUCUCCACUGAUUAUCACUUAGCACUGGUGGAGGAUGCUGCAGAUGGCAAGAACAUCAACACCUGCUCUAACUAGAAAAUGGCUUCAACAGACGAAAGUCCCUUUUCGACACCAUUUUAACCUGGAGUGAACACCUCAACCAGCUGAUUUGUCAUCUUGAAACUGACUUGCCAGCACCAAAUGAGUUAUUUUUGAUUUACGAGUUCAGGGCUGACAUGGUUUAAACUCGAACUGAAAAAAAGACCAACAACAUUAUUUCUUUGAGUCACAAGAGCCAUUUAAGUGGCUCCUAUGUGCAAAGUUUUCAAACUAACUCUAACCUGCCAAGUUGUAAGGUUUGUUUUAACAUUAACAACCUCAUGAAUUGCUCUGAAAAACAGUUUCAACAAAAUGGCAACAUAAGAAAAGAAACGACCAGAGGAUAUUGUAAAGCACAAGUACUCUGUGAAAGGAGAGAAAAAGCUUAGCAUUGUGGGUAAUGAGGGUCUUUGAAAAAUCUUUUGAAGGACUUUUUUUCAUGGGAUGAUUCCAAUUCUUUUUCUUUUUUUUUUCUUACUGUAAAUCCUUAUUUGAUUGCUGGAAGAACCAAGUGAUCCAAGGGAUCAAGAGUCAUCACAAGUUUUUCAUGAACCUGACCUAGAGCAGCUAGCAGAGAUAAACUUCUUUGUAGAGGAUUUUUGGUUGUGGCCCUAGAGGAUUUCUGUUGUUUUUGUUGUCGUGGCAUUUGUUUUCUUGUUCGUGAUGUAUUAUCAGUCAUAGACUACAUUUUCUAAAGUCUGAUUGAUGUCAGUUUUUUUAAGUUGCUAGUUUCAGAGGGUGAAGAUAUCAGCUGCACAAAAUAUCUUUGUGCUGUUUCUUUUUACCACCUUCUAGUUUUACAGGCUCCUUCAUUUGGAACUCUCAGAUGCUAGUCACAUGAAAGUCUGAUGUUGACGUGGUGAAGCAGCCAAAAUCCUGGAGAAACUGUGCAUGACAGUCCACUACUAUCAUUUGACACAAACCACAGUGCUGUGGAUGUCAGCCUUGAAGUUGAUUUGCUUUGCAUUUUCACACCAGUGAAAAUAGAGCGUUUUCUCUUAUUUGAGUUUGUUAGUUCAUUGCUUUCCCAUGCCUAAGCUUUGUCCAAGUAAGAUGAGAGCUUUACCCCUGGUUUCACUCAAAGUUUGUUUAAAGUUUUAAUUUAUUACAAAUCCUGUAAUAAAUCACAAAUUAUCAUAUUUAUCGGCAGCUUAAAGUUAUUUGAGGACAGUGAUCCUUAUAUGACCUGAAGCAUUUUCAAUAAAUGUAUAAAGUCUGAAAAGAAUUGCAAAAGAGAUGCAUCCAAUAAAAUAUACCAUGUGACCGUGGAGUGUGAAUGAACAUGUUAUCCACUGACUGAUCCACCACAGGGUGAUUAGCUGGGUUAACAGUCCACUGUACAAAAUGUAGCACAUUUCCACUGUAUGUAUUUGAUGAAGCAGAGCAAGUAUCCAUAAACUGUGGGGAAAUGUUGAUGUAGCAUCUGUGUUGUCAGCAUAUGUGUCUGAAGAUUCUUUUUAAGAUUUAAGAUUAGGUUUAUGCUUGUUGCCAACUUUGUCAUUUAGUGAAGCCAGAUAAUCCAGAUUCAUGCAAAGGACUGACCUGGGUGCAGCUGAAUUGGGACGAGCAAACCGCCAAGAACCAACCCGGCUGAGUGAGCGCACUCCAAAAAACAUACAACUACUCAAGCCUUAAUAUCCCCUGAAAUAAUCCCAUGAAAAUUAAAAUGAGAAAUUUUAUAGUUGUAAGGAAGAGGUUCCAUCAUUUGUUAUAUGCAGUCAUUUCCCAUUGCAGGACAAUGAAAUACAUAAGCAUGUGCAACACUGUAAUCUUAUUUUGCAAAAAUCAGCCACCAAUUUCUUUUCUUUUCUUUUUUUUUAAAUCAGUGCAAGAAAUCACUGUAUUUAUAACUAGUAUACUGGGACAGCUUCCUGUUAACAACUAGACUGUGUAAAUAAACUAAACUAACAAAUUAGAUAAUUAAAUAACCUGCUGACCAUAUUUUGUCAUUGUUUGUCCUAAAUGUUAGUGCUCCUGAAAUUUUCAUUUUUGCAGAAUGGGCUCACUUCAGACACCCAAAGACUUUCCACUGUGCUGGUCAGUUGCAUCAUAUGUAUAAGCUAAAGUCACAUAUGUCUGCCAAGAAAUAAUAAUAAUAAUAA